Molecule: messenger RNA, 634 nt
Organism: Exophiala xenobiotica
Lineage: Eukaryota; Fungi; Ascomycota; Eurotiomycetes; Chaetothyriales; Herpotrichiellaceae
Exons: 3
Coding region: 1-615 (204 amino acids)
Biological process (GO): cellular response to oxidative stress
Source: RefSeq, a predicted model, not a curated record
AUGAGUCCAUCAGACAAGUUCCUCGAAGUCGUCAAGGGUCGUCGUUCCAUCUACACCUUGUCCAAGGAGACCACCAUCCCGGACUCGAAGAUCGAAGAGAUUGUCAAGUUUGCCGUGACGUGGGCGCCGUCCACGUACAAUGUCCAGUCUGCUCGGGCAGUCGUCCUUUUCGGCGCCGAGCACGACAAGCUCUGGGCCACCGUCAAGAAGCACAUGGACCAAGUCCCCAUGGAUGAGGGCAUCAAAGGCUACCUGGCUGGUCGUAUAAAUGGUUUCUCUGCCAGUUACGGUACGGUGAUGUGGUUCGAGGACCAGGCCGCGCUGGACGCGUUGGGAGAGAAAAAUGCCAUGGUUGUGCCUCUGCUGACUGAAUUUUCUGACCAUUCGAGCGGUAUGCAUCAAUUCAUCGUUUGGGCUGCCCUUGAGGCGGAAGGCCUUGCAGCCAAUCUUCAACACUUUAAUUUUCACCCAGGCAUUGUUGCCGAUGUAAAAUCGACCUGGGAUCUUCCGGCGACGUGGAAACUCAAGUCACAAUUGGUCUUUGGCAAGCCAACGGACCAACCUCAGGACAAGACGUUCGAGCCCAUUGAGAAGAGGGUCUUUGUCAAGGCAUGAAGGGGGGACUGCUAAAUUG